Molecule: messenger RNA, 1953 nt
Organism: Rotaria sp. Silwood2
Lineage: Eukaryota; Metazoa; Rotifera; Eurotatoria; Philodinida; Philodinidae
Source: the annotation of a GenBank genome assembly
AUGGGUAUGAGUUUCCAAAAGAAAGAAAACACUACCAGUAGGGAUAAUAUUAAUUCAUCAGGUGCUACAUUUGCAUGCUGGCAAUCAUCGAACUCGGAGAACCUAUUGAAAAAUCAACAACAAAUUGCUCAAGAGAGAGAAGACAUAAAGCAACUACAUGAUAGUUUAAAACGAAAACUUCGCGAACAUAACAUUAGUCGAAAGUUAUUGGCUGAAAUACGUCAAUGGGAAAAAGAAUCUCUUGCAGCGGUUAAAUUAGCAGCUAAAAAAGCUCGAAUGGAAAUAGAAGAACUGACAAAAAAGCCAAACAAACUAUUAAAUGGUUCAGUUAGUAAGCUAUCAAAAGAACUUACUUCGAAAUUAAAAUCUAAUAAAUUCACCAGUACUGAUAUUGAUCAAUGGAAACACCAAAUAGAAAAAUAUCAAAAUGACCUAAAGCAAAUGUCUGCAAUCAAUAUACAACCGUUAAAAUUGUCAUCGAACUCCCUGAUCAUAAUCUUAAAGACAAGCAUGGACGAAAAAGAAAUUAUUCACCCACCAUCAGAAAGUAUAGUUCGUUCGAAAGAAGAAUCUAGCCAAACAGAUGAACAGGUAAUGCUAACACAAGAUGCUCAUUGUGCAAGUAAAGAGCAGAAACUCCUCAUAACAAUAAGCACAGACGUACUGUCUCAGCCAUACCCAUGUAUUUCUUUUGGUCUCCAUCAGUCAAGUAAUUCGGAAAUGCAUAAAUUAUUCAAACAUCUGAUGUCUCUUCAGCCAAUGGAGAAAAAUGGAUCAAUGAGUGGUAACUGCCACUCUGAAACGACUCAAAUGGAAAAAUUUCUUUCAGAAACAUUCGAUUUUCAAAAUCUUCCUGGACAAUAUAUCGUACAAGGUGUCAAAGGAUUUCAGUUAGGCAGAUCGCUAUAUUCAAUGGAUCCGAAGAUGACAAUACAUUUUCCAAACAACACUACUGCAUCAUUUGCGAUGACCGUGCAAGAAAUACUCGGUUGGCAAGAAUCAUAUAAAGUUUAUGCGGACAAAAUUAUUGAGGGUAUGAAUGAAGAUUUUCUUCGACGAGCAUUACAAGGACAGAGUGAAUAUGGAGAAGAAGCAUUUCGUAUGAAAUUUGUUGUUCGUAUUUCACAAUGCCCUAUCUUGAUGGAAUUCGAUGCUCGCUUAAUACCUCGUGUACCUCAAGAUCAAUGGCCACACCGAAUUAAAUUAGUUUCAGUAACUGGUAUUGAUUUUGCUGGACGAAUACAUGAUGUAGAUGAUAUUCGGACUUAUGUUACAAAUUGGAAAGAUGUUUAUGAGAUCGAUCCGAAUUCGAAUUUACCACGAGUUUAUAAUAAAAGAGAUUUUCGUCGGAGACCUAAUGGUCCACAAGCAAAACUAGAUAUAGAUCGUCUUCGAAAUGAUUUAAUGCGUAUGACAAGACUUCGACUACGAGCAUGUGAUCAAGAAGAAGUGAAAAUUGUUGUUGAAACAGGUAUUGGACUUGGUGUAUUUGCUGGUAAAGUUAUCGGAAUCGAUGAAACUGUACGAUCACUUUCUGCAGUCGCUAUUCGAAAAGUACUGGAAGAAGAUGGACCAACUUAUCGAAACAUACGUGCCGUCGUGUUUGCUCUACCUAUUUUUGAUGUAGAUUAUCGAAAUGAUAAAAGACAAGAUACCUAUCAAGCCUUUGCUGAUGAAUUCAAUCGGAACAAUUACCAAGGUCCUAUUCCUGUAUUAAUUGCUGAUCAAGAUAUGCAUCGAUUAACUGUAGCUAUUGCUCAUAUGGGUUUUAAUGUUUCUGAGUUGAAUCCUGCUGACUCACAUGGUGUAUUUGGUGAAUAUUGGCAAAAUCGAGGACCAGCUGUGGAAGAAAAAUUAGCUUUAACUACAGUGGGUCUGCUUGUACAGCAUCAUCUCAUUAAUCCCUAUGUACUUGAUCCAAACCAUUACGAUUUUAUUGAAUUAAAGACAUAG